CCAUCGUUAUUAUCGAUAGUGCCAUCGAUGGUUUUGCUUUUGCUUUCUGGGCAAUAAUAAUAAUUUCAUCCAAUCAAUAUACCUGAUAUCAACAACUGAAUGCACAAAACACACCGUCUGACGGAGAGCCAAUACAUGGAGGUUGAGGGUUUGCUGCAGCAGGCUAUGGACAUGCCCAGUAGUCGGGAGCACGACCAGGAAGGAGAAAUCGAGCCGGAGCCAUCAUGCCGACUGAGCCGGUAUAAUGUGACGAACCUGUACGAUGGACCUGUUACGGGACCGGGUCCUGGGUUUGGACUAUCAGCGGGACCGGGACGUCAGCGUUGCUACACAAUGCCGCACGUACCUCCACCAGCGCCGCCCUCCACACCUACGCUGCUGACCAGUGCCAACAGCAACAAUAGCAAUAGCAAUGGAAAUUGCAGCUCCAGCUCGCCCACCUGCUCGGCCGGUCUCACGGCCGACAAUCAACUCAAUCAUUUUAUCUAUGUGAAAGGCAAGAACCUGCGUCGAGAGUCGCGCUGCGUCGACUCUGAACUGUCCAAGCUCUUUAACGUUGUGUCCAUCACGAAUCGCCUCACGGCCUUCAAGAAUCGUUCGAAGCAACUGCAGCUGGCGGAUCGUGGCAUCAUUAAUGCAUCGCGAACCAUAUCCAAGCUGCAUGGUGCGACGGCGACCGCGACAGCGACGAAAAUCUUCAAGAUUCACCGCGAUCCCAAGGACUUCCUGCGCGAAACGGACGAGGAUUCUGUAUCGGCGCCGGAGUACGAUGAGGAGGAGGAGGAUACGCGAUUCCGUUUCUUCCGACGAACACGGCACUCCCGGCGACACUCUUACACCCGCAUGGAGCGCAAGUUCGCCCGAUUCGAGCAUCACGAGCGCAUGGAGACGAUUGUCGACAGCUUUGAUGCGGCCAUGAGCUUCAACGAUGCGGACACCUGAUGGGCAACGAAAGCGUCAGCGAGCUCCAUCAGAGGCACGCGCUUGGCAGAGGUGGUUGGCCAACCAAUGUGAUGAAUGUGAAUUUCAACUAAAUUAUUUUUAUUACUACAUACUACUAUUAUUACGAUUAUUAUUACCGAACUGUUCUCUCCAUACACUUAGUUCCCUUCAACGCCGAUUGCCGUCGCGUCCUUGCGACUCUGAGUCCGACUCAUUCCGACUCGGACGAAGGACGCAGCGCAGGGCAGAGCAUUUAGUUUAGCUUAGUUUUUACGCCUCUGGGGCGGAGCAGAAGCAGCCGGAAGGCUGCACUCAUGUUGUGCUUACACAAAAAACCGACAGAACGAUUCCAAUAAAAGCACAAAAUGUGUUGUAUGUAUUUGAGAAGAGAA
Molecule: messenger RNA, 1334 nt
Organism: Drosophila obscura
Lineage: Eukaryota; Metazoa; Arthropoda; Insecta; Diptera; Drosophilidae
Exons: 2
Coding region: 100-942 (280 amino acids)
Source: RefSeq, a predicted model, not a curated record